AUGGGAGCACAAAUAACAAAAGAACAAGGUCGUUUACCUAUCGCUUAUGUGUCGACAAAACAUCAACAAACACAACAUAUAACUAGUACUAGCCUUUCAAUAAUAAGAGGUAACAAUGUACAUUCAUCCAUAACUACUAAUUCUGAAUCAGUUUUCAACGAAGACUUUAACAAUAAUAUACAAAAUUUACCUAAUGACAUCACAAUAAUAUCACCACCGCCGACUGGAGAAACUUCUUCUAUAAAUACUUUGGCUAACGAUACUAUCUCUUCUGAAUCUACUAUUGAUAACGAUAUAAAACAAGAUGACGAGAUUACUUGUUGGCUUUGUCCACAUGAUCAUGAAUCAAAUUCUUGUUGCCAUGGAGUUAAAGGACUACUGCCUGAAGAAUGCGAUCCUAAUAACUCAUUUAAUGCUAUAUUAUUCAGUGAAAUACAAGAUUUAUAUUCCAUUACAUUUUGUUGUUGGGGUUUAGUUAAAUUAAGUCCUAAUAUUUGCUUUCUAUACACAACUACUUGUUUACAAAUAUGUUGUAAUGAAUUAUCAGAAAUACCAGCUGAAAUUGGAUAUAUGAGAAGUUUGGUAUCACUUAAUUUUCAUAAAAAUAAAUUAAAAUCAAUUCCUGACACUAUUGGAUUUUUAGAUAAAUUGAAAGUUAUAAAUUUGUCAGGAAAUCUAUUGACUUCAAUACCGGCUUCAAUCGGCUCACUAAAAAAACUUGAACAGUUAUACCUAGAGGAUAAUAGAUUAAUAGAAUUACCACCAGAAAUAGGUCAAUUAAAAACUUUGAUCAAUCUAGACAUUCGUAAUAAUCAAAUCACAGUUUUACCUGCAGAACUUGGCCGUCUUCAAUAUCUACGUAAACUUCGUACUGAUGGAUGUCCAUUGAAAACUGAAUUUGUACAUGAACUUAAGCAUUCACCCCCAUCGCUCAUGGAACUUGCUGCACGUACCAUUGUUAGACUUCAAAUUCCUAUUUUGGAAGAUACUACUGACGCUCUCAAGGAUUAUCUUGCCAGUGCAAAAAAAUGCAGUUUCUGUGGGGGGCCUUAUUUCGAAAGUUUUGUUAAAAGAGGCAAAUUUUUUGAGAAAAGUGACAAUCAAAUUCCUUUGGAAUAUCGUUUAUGUUGUCCACAUUGGAAUACUGAACAAGAACGUGUAUGUCUUCUUUUUUGUGCAUUACCUAAUACUGCUCCUAGCACUGAGCCAUAUAAACAUCCAAAUCAACAAGAAAAUACAAAUAAUAAUGGGAUUGGAUUAUCGUCACCAGAUGGCAACAACAAUGACGACGGCAACGAUGAUGAUAAUAAAAAUUCAAAUUUAUUAAAUCCCCAACAGAAAUUACAAAAACGCGCCUCAACAAGAAAGUCUAUGACAAUCCCACUCAGUUCUCUUGCAAGGGUUCCUACAUUACCCACAUUACCUAGAUCUGCUUCUCCAAGACCAACUUCAACAACAACAAGUAGUGAACAUUUACAACAAGAAGAGCUUAAAAAAAACAGCUCUCAACUAAACAAAAAUAAUAACGGUCUAACAUUAUGGCGCACAAAAAAAAAUAAUGCAGCAUCCAUACUUCUUCGUAAGCCUGCCCGUAACAAUUCAACCUCACGUUUUAGUACUAGAUGGAGGAUAUAA
Molecule: messenger RNA, 1635 nt
Organism: Entrophospora candida
Lineage: Eukaryota; Fungi; Glomeromycota; Glomeromycetes; Entrophosporales; Entrophosporaceae
Source: the annotation of a GenBank genome assembly